AUGAAUAUCGUUAUAGUUGGGGCGGGACUUGGUGGACUUGGCGCGGCCCUGGCCCUCAAAAGUGCCGCGCCUCUACACAACGUCCUUGUGCUCGAGUCCGCACCACAACUGGCAGAAAUAGGAGCAGGCCUUCAACUCACGCCGAACGCGACCCGACUGCUGCUCCGUUGGGGAUUAGGAGACCGACUUGAAAAGGUUGCAGCAAGUCCGGAAAUUCUCACCAUUCUACCCUACAAGGGAGACAAAGUGCUGGGUAGACGCAACGGCUUCGGGAAGGAGAUGGUCUGCAAGUAUGGAUCGCCAUUCUGGGACAUGCACCGUGCGGACCUGCAGCUGGCCAUGUUUGAACGUGCUCAAGAGCUCGGGGUCAGGUUCAGGUUUGGCGCCACAGUGACAGAGUACGAUUUCGAGGGUUCAAAGGUAUCACUCUCCAACGGCGACGAAGUUUCGGGAGAUUUGAUCAUUGCGGCCGAUGGCCUAUGGUCCAGAGCCCGCACUCAAUUCCUCAGGAACAACGACUCCCCGCUGCCGACUGGUGAUCUGGCUUACCGCAUUGUCUUGCACACCAACAUAAUCGAGGACGAAGUUCUGAGAGAGUUCGUCUCGAAACCUCGGGUGCACCUUUGGGUCGGGCCCGACUGUCAUGCGAUUUACUAUCCGCUGCGCAACAACACGAUGAUCAACAUCGUGCUCCUCGUUCCCGACGAUCUUCCCGAGAAUGUAGCCAAAGCCCCGGGCGAUAUUGGUCAGAUGAGGGAACUUUUUCGGGACUGGGAUCCACUUCUGCAACGCCUCUUAGCACUUGUUCCCCAAGUUCAAAAGUGGCGUUUGAUGAACAACACGGAAAUGGAUUCGUGGUGCAAUGAGACUGGAACAAUUGCCUUUCUAGGUGACGCUUGUCAUCCAAUGUUGCCUUAUAUGGCGCAAGGAGCCAACUCGGCCGUGGAGGACGCCGCCGUUCUAGGCACCCUCAUUGCAAAAGCACGUGACAAAUCGGAUCUUCCAGCCCUCCUCCGCAUCUACCAGCACCUGCGGAAGCCGCGCUCUUGGGAAAUGGUGAAAGGGAGCCUCAGACAGAGAGAUGUCAACCAUCUUCGAGACGGCCUGGAACAGCAACAGCGCGACAAGAUACUGCUAGAACAGCUCGACACACCACUGCCAGGUUAUCCCUUUUAUUGGUAA
Molecule: messenger RNA, 1182 nt
Organism: Cladophialophora psammophila CBS 110553
Lineage: Eukaryota; Fungi; Ascomycota; Eurotiomycetes; Chaetothyriales; Herpotrichiellaceae
Exons: 7
Coding region: 1-1182 (393 amino acids)
Biological process (GO): secondary metabolite biosynthetic process
Molecular function (GO): monooxygenase activity; FAD binding
Source: RefSeq, a predicted model, not a curated record